Molecule: messenger RNA, 1014 nt
Organism: Hirsutella rhossiliensis
Lineage: Eukaryota; Fungi; Ascomycota; Sordariomycetes; Hypocreales; Ophiocordycipitaceae
Product: elongator subunit iki1 domain-containing protein
Exons: 3
Coding region: 1-1014 (337 amino acids)
Biological process (GO): tRNA wobble uridine modification
Cellular component (GO): elongator holoenzyme complex; cytosol; nucleus
Molecular function (GO): tRNA binding
Source: RefSeq, a predicted model, not a curated record
AUGGCGUCCGCCGGCUCGCACGCCCGCUCUCACAGCCUCCUGCUGCUCCAAAAGAUGCUCAACCUGCGCGACGCCGCCAGUCCGCUGACGCUCGUCCUCGACACCCUCGAGCAGACGGCUCGCCCGCUGCUCCUCGAGCUGUAUACACGCGCAAAGAUCUCCAAGACCAAGGUCAUCCUCGUCUCCCUUACGACAGUCAAGAAGCCCCGUGGUGUCCACGUCCUUGUCAGGGCGGCCGGGCGGGACCUCAAGGCGGUCAGACAGGAACUCAUGGCUCACUAUCCCGCCGCGCAUGGCAAGCCGAAACCCGCAGAGAGAGCCGUCGUCGUCGUCGACUCGCUCAACAGCAUGGCGACUGCCGACGCCGGGUUCCUGGCAGCCUUUCUCUCGAGCAUCCUCACCCCGGCCGUGUCUAUCGUGGCCGUCUACCACGCCGACGUGCCCGUCAUCCUGCCCAAGGCCUCCAACGAGUACGAGCCCGCGCCGCUGACUAUACUCUGCCACCUUGCCACGGCAAUCCUGCGGCUGUCCAGCUUGCAGCAGGAGGUCGAGCGGCAGCGGGCCCGCAAUCGAGCCCUGCAGGAACCCGAAUGGGGGCUCAAGGAGGAGCGCGAGGGCGUCAUCAUCGGCCUCCGAGGCAGCGUUGAGAGCGAGGGAGGGAGAGGGCUCGUCAUCGACAUGGAGCUGCGGAGACGGAGCGGGCGCACCGUGUCGGAAAAGUUCAUUCUCACUCCCGGGAGCAGCUCGACCGGGCCAGGCCGUGUCUCCCUCCUGACGGACCACGCCAUGUUCGCGGCGUCGACGGGCGGCGGCGGGGCGGACGGCGACGAGGGAGAGGAAGGGCCCGAGAGCACCUUUGACCUGGGCCUAACGGAGAAGCAGCGCAAGGACAGGGAGGGCAUCGUGCUGCCGUACUUUGACGCACAGACGGACAUUGGCGCGGGCGAGGGCGGAAGGAUCUUGUACGACAUGGGACGCGAGGACGACUUUGACGACGAAGAAGACGAGAUAUGA